Prorocentrum cordatum is the source of this 579-nucleotide messenger RNA. The record is from the annotation of a GenBank genome assembly. NCBI's taxonomy places the organism in Eukaryota, Dinophyceae, Prorocentrales, Prorocentraceae.
AUGGGGCACGAGGGUGGAAAGGGUGCCAGUGGUAUGGGCCGCAACGGGUACAGGCGCGAUUACCGAUCAGACCGCGGCGGGUAUGCUGAUAGCAACAGCAACAGCAGCGCGGAGAAUUCCAUGUCCAAGGCCCUAGCGGGGCGGCUGACCUGCGCAGAGCUGGCAGCAUUUCUGGUCCCUGCGAUGUCGAGGCUGCUGAAGACGGGCGCCUACAAUAGCAAGCCUGGUCGCAUCAACGAGGACACCGUUGCCCCUCAGAGCACCAUCGUCGACCUGGAGAAGCGGCUCGACAACGUGAAGCACGACUUCGCACAGCAGCUGGAAAAGAUCGGUGGGAAGGAGACAGAGAAGUUCGAUCUCAUCUUCGCCAUCCUGACAGAUCUCCAGUCUCAGCAGGCGCAGCUAGAGGAGUCCGUGAGGACUCUCAAGAAGGAGCUGUGUGGUCCUCAACAAGCAGGCGCCAACGCGACCGGCUCCAACAUGCCACCUCAGUUGCAGGGCCAGUUCAACGGGAACAUGGGCAACCCCGGGCAAUUCAGGAGCUCCGCGCGCUUUCCGGCUAUAUUGAACACCGGGUGA